CGGGUGUUUCCUGGCUACGCGGGGAAGUGCAGAGCCGCGGAGCGGGAGCCGCGUUUCUUUCCCCCCCCCAACUCCGCCCCACACCCCGCCUCCUUCCCGGGCGCCCGAUCUACCAUGAGACCCGCCACCUUCCCGCUCCUGCCUGACCCCGGCUGCCUCCUCCUCGUCCUCCUCCUGGUGUCUUGGCUUUUUAAUCCAGCAAGAAGUGAAAUAACAAGUCUAGAUAGUGGAAAUAUAGAUGACAUUUUAAACAAUGCAGAUGUUGCUUUAGUUAAUUUUUAUGCCGAUUGGUGCCGCUUCAGCCAAAUGCUGCAUCCUAUUUUCGAGGAAGCUUCGAAUGUAAUUAAGGAAGAAUACCCAGAUAAGAAUCAAGUGGUGUUUGCGAGAGUAGACUGUGAUCAGCAUUCGGAUAUAGCACAGAGAUACAGAAUAAGCAAAUAUCCGACUCUGAAACUCUUCCGGAAUGGAAUGAUGAUGAAGAGAGAAUACAGGGGUCAGAGAUCUGUGACAGCAAUAGCAGACUAUAUCAGGCAGCAGAAGAGUAAUCCCAUUCGGGAGGUCCAAGAUUUGGAAGAAAUUAAUUCUCUUGAUCGCAGCAGAAGAAAUAUUGUUGGAUACUUUGAGCAAAAGGACUCUGACAAUUACAGGACCUUUGAAAGAGUAGCGAAUAUUUUGCAUGAUGACUGUGUAUUCCUGUCUGCCUUUGGGGCUGUUUCUAAAGCAGAGAGAUUUAGCGGAGACAAUGUAAUCUACAAGCCACCAGGGGAAAAUGCUCCAGAUAUGGUGUAUUUGGGCUCACUAACCAAUUUUGAUUUGAUUUAUGCAUGGACACAAGAUAAAUGCGUACCACUAGUUCGAGAAAUUACAUUUGAAAAUGGGGAGGAACUGACAGAAGAAGGUCUUCCUUUUCUCAUUCUUUUCCACAUGAAAGAUGACUUGGAGAGUUUAGAGAAAUUCCAGCAGGAGGUUGCACGACAAUUAAUAAGUGAAAAAGGUACAAUUAACUUCCUCCAUGCUGACUGUGAUAAAUUCAGGCACCCACUCCUCCACAUUCAGAAGACUCCAGCAGACUGCCCUGUUAUUGCCAUCGAUAGCUUCAGGCACAUGUAUGUCUUUCCAGACUUCAGUGACUUGUCAGUUCCAGGUAAACUGAAGCAAUUUGUACUAGACUUGCAUUCUGGAAAAUUGCAUAGAGAGUUUCAUCAUGGCCCUGAUCCAACUGAUAUAGCACCUGGUCAGCCAGUUCAGGAUGUAGCAAGCAGCCCACCAGAGAGCUCAUUCCAGAAACUGGCCCCCAGUGAACAUAGGUACACCUUAUUGAGGGAAAAAGAUGAACUUUAAAAACUUGAAAUAAUCUUGCAAGCCUUUCAGACAGCAGCAUUGACUUCUGUGUGGUGGAAAUAGUAAACCUAUAUUUUCAUAAUUCUAUGUGUAUUUUUAUUUUGAAUAAACUGAAAAAAAUAAUGUUUUUUUCUCCCCA
This is a messenger RNA of Cuculus canorus (common cuckoo), 1480 nucleotides long. RefSeq names its product endoplasmic reticulum protein 44 (gene ERP44). The record is from RefSeq and is a predicted model, not a curated record. The coding region runs from base 115 to 1341 and encodes 408 amino acids. The transcript has 12 exons. NCBI's taxonomy places the organism in Eukaryota, Metazoa, Chordata, Aves, Cuculiformes, Cuculidae.